Myotis lucifugus (little brown bat) is the source of this 2646-nucleotide messenger RNA. RefSeq names its product toll like receptor adaptor molecule 1 (gene TICAM1). Lineage: Eukaryota; Metazoa; Chordata; Mammalia; Chiroptera; Vespertilionidae. Bases 280 to 2343 code for a protein of 687 amino acids. Gene Ontology annotation, biological process: TRIF-dependent toll-like receptor signaling pathway; positive regulation of myeloid dendritic cell cytokine production; positive regulation of natural killer cell activation. Gene Ontology annotation, molecular function: protein kinase binding. The record is from RefSeq and is a predicted model, not a curated record. The transcript has 2 exons.
CGGACCGUCGCGUCCCCGCGCCCUCCGCGCUCGGCCCUCCGCGGGCACCGCCGACAGGCCGUGCGCCCGCAGAUCCUGGCCCCGAGACGGGAGCGGCGCCCCGGCCGCCCGGGACAGUGAAGAAGGGGUGCGGGCUGCUCCGGGUCUGCUCCCAUAGUUCCCUGGAGUCCGGUAUGGUGAGCGGGUAGGGGACGCCGGGCGUGCAGGAGGCAGGGGUGUGGAUCAUGCCUCCACCAGCCAGCGCUUCUCCUGCCAUCGGAGGCCGCACCCAGCCUGCCCAUGGCCGGCACGGGCCCGUCGCUCUCCGGUGCCUUUUGCAUUCUGGGCAGGGCAGGCCAGGACAAGCUCCUGCAUCUGAAGCACAAGCUGAAGACCCUGCGCCCCGGCCGGCGGGGGGCGGACCUGCUGCACGCCAUGGUGCUCCUGACCCUGGGCCAGGAGACCGAGGCCAGGCUCUCCCUGGAGGCCCUGCAGGCGGACGCGGUGGCCCGGCUGGUGGCCCGCCAGUGGGCCGGCGUGGGCAGCAGUGCUGAGGCCACGGAGGAACCCCCCGACGUAUCCUGGGCCGUGGCCCGGCUAUACCACCUGCUCGCCGAGGAGAAGCUGUGCCCGGCCCCCAUGCGGGACGCGGCCUACCGGGCAGCCCUCCACGUUUUCAGCUCCAGGGAUGACCCCCGGCUCAGGGAGCUCCAGGAGGAGGCCCGGAACCGGUGCGGGUGGGACAUCGUGGGGGACCCGGGGGACUUCCAGCCGCUCCACUCUGCUCUGGGCUGCCUCCCGCCAUCCUCCGCCUCGCCCUCUGUGGUGCGCAGCCAUCCUCAGCCCAUCGAGGACCCCUUGGGCUGGAGCAGAGGCUGCUCCCUCCGGUCCACCGGCAGCCCGGCUUCCCUGGCCAGCAGCUUGGAAAUUAGCCAGUCGCCCACCAUGGCCCUCCUCGGCCAGCACCACAGCCCCCGUGGUCCCAGCAGGCUGUGCGAUGAGCCCCCGGAGCCCGAGCCUGUCCCCGCAGGCUUCCAGGAGCCCGAGGAGAUGAGCUGGCCCACGUCGGAGGAGAUUGCUAACACCCUCGUGCCCUCCGAUAGCCCAGCCCCCGGGCUGCCUGAGGAGGCCUUAGAUGCAAGCCCCGCUGGCCCGUCCAACGCCGCUGAGGCUCCAGGCACCAGCACCCACUACCCAGUGGAAUGUACGGAAGUGACACCGGCCCCCACCUCUCUCCCCUCGCCCUGCAGAAACACCGGCCCCGCCGAGGACCAGGUGCCACUACAAUUUCCCGUGGAAGAUACUCCUUCCCCACCAGCCCAGCCGUGCCCACCCACCUCCUCUGCCCCUGAGACCUCCCCGCCCAACCCUUCCCUAUCGGCUCCUCGCUCAGCUCACCCCGCCUCCUCCUCCUCGAGCCCGUGUCCCCCUUCUCCCGAGUUCGAGCCGUCAGAGCAGCAGUUCUUUAACUUCGUGGUCCUGCACGCCAAGGCGGAUGAGCACAUUGCCCUGCGUGUCCGGGAGAAGUUCGAGGCCCUGGGUGUGCCUGACGGAGCCACCUUCUGCGAGGAUUUCCAGGUGCCUGGGCGCAGCAGCCUGCGCUGCCUGCAGGACGCCAUAGACCACUCGGCCUUCACCGUCCUGCUGCUCACUGCCAACUUCGACUGCUGCCUGAGCCAGCACCAGCUGAGCCAGUCGCUGAUGAGCAGCCUCACGCGGCCAGGGUGGCAGGACUGCGUGGUCCCGUUCCUGCCCCUGGAGAGCUCCCUGGCCCAGCUCAGCCCCGACACGGCCAGCCUGCUCACCGGGCUGGUGUGGCUGGACGAGCACUCCCAGAUCUUUGCCAGAAAAGUAGCCAACACCUUCAAGCCUCACAAGCUGCGGGCUCGCAAGGCCAACUGGAGGAAGGAGCAGGACGCCCGCGCCCUGCGGGAGCGGCGCCAGCACCUGGAGGGUGAGCGGCAGCGGGCGGCCGCGGUGGGCGCUGCACACGCCACCUACGUCCAGACCUACGCGGCCUGGCAGGCGCAGAUGGAGCAGCUCCAGGCAGCUUUCGCGAGCCACAUGACAUUUGGGACCCAGUUGCCGUCUGGGGCCCCGGGGCCCCUGGGAGCCCAGCCACCCUUUCCUACCUGGCCCAGCUAUCAGCCACCACCCCUGCCUCCGUGGCUGGCUGGCACCCCCAGCCCAACCUUCCCGCAGCCUCCGGUCUUCCCGCAAGCCUCACCUGUGUCCCCUCAGAGCCCGGGGCUGCAGCCCCUCAUCAUCCACCACGCACAGAUGGUGCAGCUGGGGCUCAACAACCACAUGUGGAACCAAAGAAGGGCCCCGGCGCCCGAGGAUCAGACCCAGGAAGCGGAAUGACCGAGUGGCAAAGCCUGAGGACCUUGACCUCAGACCCGCUCCGGGCUGGAUCUUGGAGACCCCCCCACCCCCGUGUUCAGGGGGUGCAGUAGGAGAUGGGGUCAUCUGCUACUUUCCGGACAUGGCUGGGGACACCUCUGUGCCCCAGGAAAUGGUGCAAAAUGGGCCCCGAUGACUUUCUGGCUCUCGGGGAGGCCAGGAUUGGACCUGGUGUUGACAGACUGUCUGGAUGAUGGUGGCAGGGAAUGGGCCGGGGACAGCAGCACUGUGUUUUAAUGAUAAUAAAUAUUUAUUGAAUGUUUC